CCGUUUUGCCCCUGUCAAGUAAGAACCAAAGUGAUCCACGACACGACACCCAUUUAAUUUAUACGAUUAAAAUGCUAUUGCAGACGCUGAGUUUGUUGGCUCAACUUCUACCCAAAUAGUUUACUAUUGGGGAAAUCAAACGAGAUGGCGGGGGCUUCUCUGGCGUAAUCAACAGCCCACCGUUCUUCCAAGAAAGAAAAAACAUGAAUAAAUAGUGCAAAUCGGGAGUACCCAGUUUAAGGAAUUUUCUUAUCAGUGAAAUCACACAAUGUCGCAGAAGUAUGAGGAAGCUGAGUACCCAAUUAAGCGCGGGGAUUCCAUGAUGUCUUUCGAGGACUUUGUGAGCGUGAACAAUGAUGGCGAGAACCAGUCCGCCGCCGGAUCAUGGAGUCUUCGACACCAGGGUAGGUCGCUCCGAGAUUUUCUUCAGUCGAAUCGGAACGAUCACCAUGCUGUCGAAAUGAUGGAAAGCAUCCAUUCUAAUCUUCCACCGGCGCUGCCGUUUAUACUGAGGUUCAGGAAUCUCACUUACAGUGUUUCGACCAGGACUCGUUUCAGUAAGAACCGGCUACAGGCCGCCGACCGGAUCGAGAAUUUGCAGCACAAGUUGGUUCUGAACGACGUUUCGGGCGAGGCGAGAGAUGGCGAACUGUUUGCUGUUUUGGGGCAGAGCGGGUCUGGGAAGUCGACGUUAAUUGACGCGCUUGCGCACAGAAUUUCGAAAGACAGUUUGAAGGGGACAGUGACUCUCAACGGUGAGCCACUCGGCGGGCGGGUGCUGCGCAGUAUUUCGGCUUAUGUUAUGCAGGACGAUUUGCUUUUCCCGAUGCUCACUGUUAAGGAGACGCUCAUGUAUGCGGCUGAGUUUCGACUGCCGAGGUCGUGUACUUGGGAGAAAAAGCGCGGGCGGGUCGAAGUUUUGAUUGAUCAGUUGGGUCUCCGGGCUGCUGCGGGGACAAUUGUGGGCGAUGAGGAAAAUCGGGGUGUUUCUGGUGGAGAGAGGCGGCGGGUUUCUAUUGGGAUUGAUAUUAUUCAUGACCCCAUUUUGCUCUUUCUUGAUGAGCCCACCUCUGGUUUGGAUUCGACCAGUGCUUUCAUGGUUGUGAAGACUUUGCAGCGGAUUGCAAGGACGGGUAGUGUGGUUAUCAUGUCGAUUCAUCAGCCCAGUUAUAGGAUUCUUGGCCUCCUUGAUCGGCUCAUCCUUUUGGCUCGUGGCCAGACUGUUUUCAGCGGCUCGCCUGACCGGUUGAUGCCUUACUUUGCAGAGUUUGGGCAUCCUAUUCCGGAGAAUGAGAACAGCACGGAGUUUGCUUUGGAUUUGAUACAGGAACUGGACGCAUCUGACGGGGGAGUAAAACCACUGGUGGAGUUCUUCAAGUCAUGGAGAAGGACCCCAAAAUACGGAGAAAUAUCAGACGUUCACACGAGGAGCCUGAACGAGACCAUAAAUGCGAGCAUAGCGAGAGGAAAACUGGUAACAGAGUCAAACUCCUCAGGCCAAGUAGCCGAUUUUGCAAACCCACCAUGGGUAGAAAUGUCAGUUCUAAUAAGGAGGGCCUUCAUGAACAUCCGCCGCACGCCGGCACUCUUCUUGAUGCGCCUAGCAACAGUAAUGGUCACAAGCUUCAUGCUGGCCACCAUAUUCUGGAAGCUAGACCACAGUCCCCAAGGCAUAAGAGAGCGACUGGGCUUCUUCGCAUUUGCCAUGUCAACAACCUACUAUUGCUGUGCCGACGCCCUGCCCAUUUUCCUGCAAGAGCGCUUCAUUUUCAUGCGGGAAACGGCCUACAAUGCAUAUCGACGCUCUUCCUACGUGUUUGCACAGACCCUGGUUCAGAUACCAUCGAUGGUGAUUCUUGCGGUCGCUUUCGCCGUCACUACUUUUUGGGCCGUCGGUUUGGGUGGCGGGCUAUCGGGCUUCGGCUUCUUCGUCUUGGUUCUCAUUGCCUCCUUCUGGUCGGCCAAUUCCUUCGUCACUUUUCUCUCUGGGGCAGUCACAAAUCUGAUGAUCUCUUACACCAUUGUAGUCGCUCUUCUGGCCUAUUUCUUGCUCCUUAGUGGGUUCUUCAUUACUCGGAGCAGGAUCCCACCAUACUGGAUUUGGUUUCAUUACAUUUCUCUGAUAAAGUAUCCUUAUGAAGCUGUGCUUCAGAAUGAGUUUGGGAGGGCCGAUGAGUGCUUUGCUAGGGGAACUCAGGUCUUCGACGGGACUCCUAUGGCCAGUCUUAGCCCUCAGCUUCAGAUGUCUUUUCUUGCUCUUCUUAGGUCGCAAACUAAUAUCAACAUUACUGCGACUACUUGCGUUACCAAGGGGUCUGAUGUUCUGAGCGCGCAGGACGUCACGCAGCUUGAUAAAUGGAUGUGUGUCUUGGUCACUUUCUGCUGGGGUUUCUUCUUCAGGUUCUUGUUCUACAUUUCCCUUCUGCUUGGCAGCAAAAACAAGAGGCAUUGACACCAUUUGCUGCUUCUUCUUUUUUUGUUUUUGUAAUUUUUCUCCCGAUUCCAGUGCCAUGCUCAUUUCUAGAUCUGCAUUUCUUGGUGGCGGAUUUCAUUCUGGUUGAACACUGCCAUCGAAUAAGCAAUGGUCGAAUGGAAAGAUCCUGAAACUGUAUCUACCCAGUUCUGCUUUUUAAUUCAUGGAACUUGUGUCUAGGUAGUUUUUUAAUUUCUCAUAUUUGAUUGACCAACAAAUUAUGUACCAAUUGCAAACUCUAUUGAGUUUUAAGCAAUGUUUAUGAUGAAGAUUUAUUUAAAAUUCAACUUUGGACAGUUAUAUUUACUGGUCUAUUUAA
Molecule: messenger RNA, 2792 nt
Organism: Cryptomeria japonica (Japanese cedar)
Lineage: Eukaryota; Viridiplantae; Streptophyta; Pinopsida; Cupressales; Cupressaceae
Product: ABC transporter G family member 6
Exons: 2
Coding region: 269-2452 (727 amino acids)
Cellular component (GO): membrane
Molecular function (GO): ATP hydrolysis activity; ABC-type transporter activity; ATP binding
Source: RefSeq, a predicted model, not a curated record